GCAGCUUCCUCCAACCCAACCACCGCUAACAUCACUUCCGUCAACUUGCUUCUGAAAUGGGUGAACCGUAACCGGGCAGCGGCCAAUCGCCUGCCUCAAGUAGGGCAGGGAGCCAGCGGCAGUCGGAAGGCAGUGACGUAAGGCGGAAAUGGCGUUCCUUGUGGGUGGUGUGCUGUAGGAGGCAGCAUGGCGGCGCGGGCUGUGGCGGCCGGGAGGCCCUGGCGGAGGCUGAUGCCCGCCGCGCUGUGGGAGCGGCCGCGCUGCCUGCAGCACGAGUGGCAGCCUGGCCACCCCGACCAGCCCAUACAAAUGGAGAACCCCUAUAAAGAGCCUCCUAAAAAAUGUGUCUUAUGUGGAAUAAAUGUGGACUACAAGAAUGUGCAGCUCCUUUCCCAGUUUGUUUCUCCGCAUACUGGCUGCAUUUAUGGCAGGCAUAUAACAGGCUUGUGCAACAAGAAGCAGAAGGAAAUUUCAAAAGCCAUUAAAAGAGCUCAUGUAUUUGGACUUAUGCCAGUUAUGUUUAAGAACCCAUCAUUUCUCACAGACCCCAAGAUAUGUAAUGUCAAAUAUCCAGAGUAAUAUGUUAUAAAGAAAUAAACAAUAAAACUACUUUUCAAGUUUAUAUACUUGUUUAUUGGAAAUGUGGCUAGCAUAAUACAUCACUGAAUGGAGGGUGGAUGUCAGUUGCUUUUUAUGAAAUGUCAAGUCUCUAAAAUUGUCUGAAGAAAGUAUGAAAGAUGAAAGCCAGUCGUAGAAAUUGGCAACUGUAUGUACCACUUCCUCUGCUCACAGGUCUUUGCUGAAGUUCAGGUAGCUGUUUUUCCCUUGCUGGAUUGGAAGGGGGGAAAAAUAAGUACUGGAUAGGUAAGGAUAAAUUAAAGUAUUUAAAUUGUGGCAAUUUAUCUAGACAGCUAAUUCUGUUAAGCAUGUUACCUGUGUUCAUUUGAUGCUCCCUGCCUCUGCUGACGGAAGGGUAGUACUGCUUCUUCAACAGCAGCUUGAAGCUGUAUCAUUCUGAGGCAAUAUGUGACAUGAUUAUAUGACUGCUAACAUCCUGCUAGCAUAGUCUUUAAACCCUGAGAGAGCUAAUACAGAUUUAACUCUGGAAGGCAAAAUGAGGGAAUGUCACCUGAAUUUGUCUCUAUGCCAAACAGGAUUCAUGCAGUGGGGAAAAAAAAACCCCCAAACCUGUAUGUCUUGCAAAAAUGCACUGUUUUUUUUUAACCCCUGCAGUGCUAUAAAUUGAUAUGUCACUUGAAUGUGCUGGCAGUAGCUUUUGGUGCAAAGGCACCUGGACAAAUCAUUAACAGAUCAGAAAGUAGGAGAGUGUGGGUAUUCAUUUGUAUCCCUCACUUUUUCCAACAUGUCCUCAUCUGUUUCAGUGCUACUCAGUGUAAGCUUCCUUUCCUGGUCACUGUCUUCUUGGUCUCGAAGUAAUUUUUGAUGAAGCUGCACUGAUUUGGAUUUCUUGAAUGACUUUGAUCCUGUUGUGGUCCCUCUGACUUUACGCUUGGUUAGGUGUCUUGUUUCGGCUUCAGUGAAGUCUCUUUCUUCUACCAUGAGAGUCAGUUUGUCCAUGACAUUAAUAUUAUGGUCAAUGUUACAGCAGUUCUUGCGUAUCUGUUGGCCUUUGAAGGAAACAAUACAUGUCUGAAGUCCAGAAUUGGGGAAGAAUGUUUGCAGUGCCUGACAAAGGAGAACAUUCUCCUUUGGCUCUCCUGGGUAGUCUCUGUCUUCUGGGAGGAAAAAAAAAGAAAAAGCCAAAAAAAAAAAAAAAAGAAGCUAAAGUUGCAGUCCCUCUUUGCAUACCUCUACCACUACUCUUCUGGCUGCCUCAAGUUCAGAACUGAUUUGUGCUUCUGCCAGCUGAAUCAACUUUGGAAGUCAUUA
Molecule: messenger RNA, 1890 nt
Organism: Grus americana (Whooping crane)
Lineage: Eukaryota; Metazoa; Chordata; Aves; Gruiformes; Gruidae
Gene: MRPS18C
Product: mitochondrial ribosomal protein S18C
Exons: 6
Coding region: 187-579 (130 amino acids)
Biological process (GO): mitochondrial translation
Cellular component (GO): mitochondrial small ribosomal subunit; ribosome
Molecular function (GO): structural constituent of ribosome; small ribosomal subunit rRNA binding
Source: RefSeq, a predicted model, not a curated record